GAGUGGCAAAUGGUGUCGAGUGUCAGUGCGGCCACGUCACUCCAUGCCACUCCACUCCAGCCCCACUCCGGGUAACCUAAUUGAGACUUUGAACAAGGAGCCUGGGCAAAGUGUGUCGAGCUUCAAUCACACUCCCUUGCUUUGUGUAGACCUGUCACUCAACCCCAGGCCACAAGAUGAAGAAGUCCUCGGAUUUCCUCUCCCUGCUGAACAAUCGCGACCUGAUCAAGACUCCCUCGGGCAGUGCCAUCGUCAACUUUCUGGUGAAGCCGAUGAGCGUAGAGAUGACCACGGCGGACAAGCUCAUCACGGGCGCCAGGCGGCAACGGAUGAUGGAACUGUUCGAAGAGGAUCGGGCGUGGGAGGCGGCCGAGCUGUCCCGCUUCGGGCUGAGUUGCAUCAAGGCCCCGGACUGCUAUCCCUGCUGCACGCCCUACGAAUGCAGCAAGGUUAAGAUGUAGUUGUUGGAGUGGUCACUGAUAUAUAGUCCUUUAAUGUAAAUCCUUAUUUUGUUUUGAAUGAAAAUUAGCUGAAAGAAUUGUUGGAGUAAAUGCUUGAAAUUUA
This is a messenger RNA of Drosophila bipectinata, 564 nucleotides long. RefSeq lists its product as uncharacterized. The record is from RefSeq and is a predicted model, not a curated record. Lineage: Eukaryota; Metazoa; Arthropoda; Insecta; Diptera; Drosophilidae.